Molecule: messenger RNA, 699 nt
Organism: Geodia barretti
Lineage: Eukaryota; Metazoa; Porifera; Demospongiae; Tetractinellida; Geodiidae
Source: the annotation of a GenBank genome assembly
AUGGAGUACGUCUUCGAGGACAUCGACCUCAAACGGGAGGUCUUCGCGGAGCUCGACCGGCUGUGCCCGCCGCACGCCAUCCUGGCCACGGGAACGUCGAGCCUCAUGCCCAGCGACCUAGCGGUCGCGACCAGCAGACCAGACAAGGUGCUGGCCGCCCACUACGCCAACCCGCCCUACCUGCUGCCCUUUGUCGAGAUCGUCGGCGCGAAGGGCUGCUCCCCGGAGUCGAUCCAGACGGUCGUGGACCUCCUGGUAGGGAUCGGCAAGCAGCCGGUCGUCCUCAAGAAGGAGGUUCCCGGCUUCGCCGCCAUGCGUCUACAGGGGGCACUCCUGCGAGAGGCUCUCUGGCUCGUCGAGAGAGGCGUCGCCACACCCGCCGACGUCGACACCAUCAUCAAGACGGGCAUAGGACGGCGGUGGUCGGUCGCAGGUGUAUUCGAGGUCUUCGAGCUGGCCGGGUGGGACCUGAUAUCGUCGAUCUGCGAGUGGCUCUUCCCGCACCUCGAGAAUUCGCCGGAGACACCCCCGGUCCUUCGUGACGCGGUGGCGAGAGGCAACCUCGGCGUCAAGACCGGAGAGGGCUUCUACGAGUGGACGCCGGAGCUCGAGGAGGUCCUGCGCCGCAGGAUCGCCAACGCUCUGGUCGAGAUCGACCGCUGGCCUCGAGACGACGCCGGCGCGGCGUCAACCAGGUGA